Mercenaria mercenaria is the source of this 4750-nucleotide messenger RNA. Its product is annotated as E3 ubiquitin-protein ligase RNF4-like. Gene Ontology annotation, biological process: positive regulation of transcription by RNA polymerase II. The record is from RefSeq and is a predicted model, not a curated record. The coding region runs from base 75 to 677 and encodes 200 amino acids. NCBI's taxonomy places the organism in Eukaryota, Metazoa, Mollusca, Bivalvia, Venerida, Veneridae. The transcript is spliced from 6 exons. Gene Ontology annotation, molecular function: transcription factor binding.
UUUCACUCGGAGUAGUUCUUAGAUUGCCCUUAGUCAGACUAAGAAGAAACAUACAAUUUAACAUUAUUCAUGUUAUGAGUUCUGUCCGAUCUAGACUACGUUCUGUUCGUAGAGUGCCAAGAAGACGAAGUCGUAGAUUGAGAUCAGCUGCUGGUUCAGACACAGUUAUGGAGGACCCAAUUGUAGUUGAGGAUCACACACAUGAUGAAAGUUGUAUAGACUUGACAUCGACUGCGGAUGAUGAGUUUGUUGACCUCACGUCUAGUCAGAGGUCACAUGGUAGCGGUGAUUUACUGGGGGCAAAUGAUAGCUCUGUUGUGGUAAUUGGAUCGCCAAAUGACUCCCCACCUGCACACAGAAGAGGUCGACGUAGAUUACCUCCAGCUGAAGCAUUUGACGAUGACCUACCUCCUGUGCCGUUUGAUUUACCAAGCCCAAUACCGUCUUCAAGUGGAUCCAGUUCCAAUUUUCAGUCGCCAGAACCAAUAAAAAUAACAUGUCCAGUUUGUCUGGAUGAUGAUAAAACGAUUAAAAAAGACAAGAGAAAGCUAGCAACAACAACAUGUGGACAUGUUUUCUGCCAGCCGUGUGUAGAGGGAUCUAUAAGAACUCAGAACUGCUGUCCUGUGUGUAGAAAGAAAUUAACAUUAAGAAAUGUUUUUGUUCUUCAUAUAUGAUUUGUGAUAAAUUGUGAUAAUUUAUAAGUGAUUUGACAAACAUUUUAAAGUAGACAUUGUAUGUCUCCUGUCUUUCAUUGGGAAACUGUGCAUGUUUUCUGAUUUUGUUUAUGACAAAAUUCAUUUACAAUUUUGGGGUUAAUAUUUAAUAAGCAAAUUUUUGUGUUCACUCAAUAAUUUUUUUAUUGUUUGUGAUUGAUACAAUGUAAUAGACAAAAUGGUAAAGAUUGAUUGAAGGAAAUGCAGAGCAGAAGGAAGAACUGUCAUUCCCUCAUAUUGAAAUAAUAAGUUAUCUCCAGUUAGUACUUCGUUUUCACUUUUGAACUACUGAUUGGAAUUUAAGUAAAUUUGAAUUGAUUGAUGGCAAUGAGAGGGGGUACGAAGUGCAAGAAGAAAUAUUUAUCCAAAAUAGUUACUGAUUUAUAAUUACUUGUGUACAGAUUUACUUUUUUACAAGUUGUGAAAAGCAUUUAUAACAUGGCAUUGUAAUAAUAAUGCACAGGUAUUUCUCAUUUGUCAUCACAGAUUACCUGUAAACUCACUUUUUUCAGUAAAAAGACUUUCAAGACUACUCCUGUUUGCCAGUGAUGAACUAAUACAUGACCUAUAUGACUUAUAAUUGUGUCGGCGCAACAUAAAAACCAACAAAAAUGUGUACUUGUGUUUCAUGAAUGGUUUUGGUAAAUGUUUAAUUUAUGUUUAUUCUAACCUCCAAUGUUCUUUUUAAAGUACAUGUUUCCAGUUUUGCUUAUUUUUUGUCUACAAUGUAGUUUUAAGGUUAGUUUUGGACAUUUGUUUUAAAACUUGCCAGAAUGUAGAGGAUAUUUGUUUGUUUCAGUGUGAGACUGAGGUAUCUUUCACCAUGUGAACAGCAGAUGUUAUAUUUUUACACUGGUGAAAAUGUAAGAUCUGGUGUUAAUGAGUGAAAGAUAAUUGAUUUUGCAUGUACAUCAAACAAAUUGAAAAGGCUUUUUAAUGUUUUGAAAUACUUUUAACAAAAUUAUGCACAUUUAAUUGUUUUCUGUGAAAUAUAUUCUUGAAUAAUUAUGUGAUUGUCAUUUGGUCAAUGCAAGUGCUAAAUUUUCUUGCUUUUUAUCCAGUGUUACUGCUGUUUUCUAGUUGCAGUGUUUCAGCUUGAUUGUUGUUUUCAUAUCUCUUUGCCAACAAAAACAAAGCUUUCAUUGUGGUAAUUUAAUGUAUUUAUAAACUUUGAUAGUGCUUCCGCUAUAAAUCAUCAUAGUUUCCGCUGUAAAUCAUCAUAGGUUGUUUCCUGUAAUUUAUGUCAUUUCUCAUUAAUGCUAAUCUUUCUUCAAAAUUCAGAAAGGACAUCUAUUUGUUUCUACAGUCAAUACUGUAUUGGACAGUCAGCCAAGGGAAUGACUAAACCAGGCUGCUUUGGCCAGGUGGCUGUUUUUAAUAAGUUGAAAUUAGAACAAAAGGUCCAAAGUUGAGAAAUUAGCUGACUGGCUGCUUAAGGCAUGUUGAUGCUGUACAACAAAAAUUUAGGUCCUUAAGAGAUACUAAUGAUUUUCUUCAAGUCAUUCUGUUUCAUUACAAAACAUGACCACCAAGAUGUUGGGACUAGUUUUCCUAUAUGGCUAUAUGGAAACUUGAACAAUUUUCUCCUCUGAAAGCAUUGGCUUGAUUUUAAAAUGUAUGACCCUCUGGCAAAUUCCUUGAAAUCUUUGUUUCAAAAGCAUAGUCUCCAGGGGGCAGGGCUAAUUUUCCUAAUAUGGCUGUAUACAAAAAACAAUUUAAAAAAUGAUAUUUUGUAUAAUUUCUUUAUAUUGUGUCAUCGUCUGUCCAUUCCCCUGCAUGUGUCCUGUGGACAAAAGUGUGUGUGUGUGUUACAGUUUUGCUCUGUAACAUAAUGAAGUCUUCAGAGCUUGAAUCUUAAAAUCUGUGUAAAUUCUUGGACCAUGAAAACUUUUUAAUAUUUUUUUUUUGACAUGUUGCUUUCAUGCUUACUGAAAGAUCUUGAUUUUUUUAGAAAUUAAAAACUGAUAGAUAACGUAAUGGAUUUAAGAAAAUUUAGGUGUCUAAAAUAUAGAAAAUAAUGGAAAAUACCACAGGUAAAUGUUUUGGUGUUGAAUUUACCAAGUGCUUAAGAUAUUUCUAAAAGGAAGUUUUUUCAUUGAUGUAUACUGUUAAUAUUAUAUUCAGGUGUUUGUGUACAUUUUUAUUCCCCAGAAAACCCAUGGAAUUUAAAAGGCGAAUAUGUAUUUUUAACUCACCUGAGCCAAAGGCUCAUGGUGAGCUUAUGUGACCGCUCAAUGUCUGUCAUCCAUCCAUCAACAUUUUAUAAAAAAAUCUUCUUCAAAACCACUGGGCAGCAUUACACCGAACUUUAUAGGAAUGAUCCUUGGGUGGCCCCCUUUCAAAAUUGUUCUAAGAAUUGAAUUCCAUACAAAACAAAGGAAAAACUUUAAAAAUCUGUUUGUCCAAAACCACAGGUCAUAGGGCUUUUAUAUUUGGUAUGUAGCAUCAUCUAGUGGUCCUCUCCCAAGAUUAUUCAAAUUAUCCCCCUAUGGUCAAAUAUGUCCCUGCCCUUGGGGUCACAUUGUUUACAUAAUUAUACUUACAUAGGGAAAUCUUCUUGUCCGAAACCACAAGGCAUAUAGCCUCAAUAUUUGGAAUGUGAUAUCAUCUACUGAUCCUCUAUAAAGAUUGUUCAAAUUAUGCCCUUGGGUUGAAAAGAGGUCCCGCCCCCAGGCGUCCCAAGUUUCACAUUGAUUUAUAUAGGAAAAAUAUUAAAAAAUCUUCUUGUCCGAAACCAUAAUACCUAGGCCUUUGAUAUUUGGUAUGUAGCAUUGCCUUGAAGUCCUCUACCAAAAUUGUUCAAAUUAUACCCCUGGGGUGAAAAGAGGCCAUGCCCAUGGGGUCCCAAGUUUUACGUAGACUUAUAUAGGAAAAAGCUUUAAAAAAUUUUUUGUCUGAAACCAAAGGACCUAGGCCUUUGAUGUUUGGUAUGUAGCAUUGCCUUGUGGUCUUGUACCAAGAUUGUUCAAAUUAUUCCCCUGGGUUGAAAAGAGGCCCCGCCCUGGGUGUCCCAAGUUUUACAUAGACUUAUUUAGGAAAAUAUUUUUAAAAUCUUGUCUGAAACUGCAAGGCCUAGGCUUUUGAUAUUUGGUAUGUUGCAUUGCCUGUGGUCCUCUACCAUAAUUGUUUAAAUUAUGCCCCUGGGGUAAAAUGAGGCCCUGCCCUGGGGGUCUCAAGUUUUGCAUAGGCUUACAUAGGAAAAAAACUUUUAAUAAUCUUCUUGACUGAAAGUUCAAGGCCUAGGCUUUUGAUAUUUGCUAUGUAGCAUUGCCUAGUGGCUCUCUAACAAGAUUAUUCAAAUUAUGCCCCCACGGGUGAAAAGAGGCCCUGCCUGAGGGUCCCUUGGUUUUUUAUAUGAGUUAUAUAGGAAAAAAUACUGUUAAAUUAUCUGAUCAUAUUUCGUAGACUGUUUAAUUAUAAUUACCUCAUGAACCCAAGUAAUUAGGGGUCAUUUGACCAUGACCUUGAGCUACUGACCUACUUUCUUGUUUCUUAAGAUACAGCCUUGAAAUUGGAAUGACAUAUUAUACAGUUUUGCACACGUAUUUUAAAACUGACUUUAAGUGACCAUGAAUGUGACCUACUGACCUACUUUCUAAUAUUUUAGCAUCAAUUUUACAUUUGAAACAUGUAGCUUAUAUUACUCGGGUGAGUGAUCCAGGGUCAUCAUGACCCUCUUGUUACAGAAUGUUUGUAUAAAUGUGCAAUAAAAAAUUUAAUAUGCAGAAAGUGUGUAUGGUAAAGGGAAGCUUUUCUUUUUAAUGGGACAGACUUAUAGUCACUUUAUACAUACAAAAGCUGGUUGGGUAAUACAUGAUUGCAAAGUAGAUAUUAACAGAAUAUUUAUACAGACAGCUAUGUAAUGUAGUGGUAUUAUUAGUUCUGUGAUUUAAAGUAAUACUGGUAAUUGAACUUGCAAAAAGAGGGGCGUCAAGUGAUUGCUCAAUGUGAUUUUUGUGUUCAUUUCUUUAUUACUGUAAUGCAUUUAUUGUAUUAUUUGUGUUGGUUUCGAAAUAAAGUCUAGAUGAAAUUUA